Messenger RNA from Panicum virgatum (switchgrass), 1244 nucleotides. Its product is annotated as B-box zinc finger protein 32-like. Gene Ontology annotation, molecular function: zinc ion binding. The record is from RefSeq and is a predicted model, not a curated record. Bases 311 to 943 code for a protein of 210 amino acids. Lineage: Eukaryota; Viridiplantae; Streptophyta; Magnoliopsida; Poales; Poaceae. The transcript has a single exon.
CAGAGCUUCCAAACACCCCCGCGGCUUCUUCCGAUCGCCCGCGCCCACGGUUUCCACCACCCCGUCUCCACCGCCUCACACCACCGCGCCACUUGCACCGGCCGCUUUCCCCGAAGCCCCCAACUGCCCGCGGAGACAUCUAUAUAGCCGCAUGUCCUUCGCUCCGAGGACGAGGAGGUGAUCACCAAUCCAUCGUCAUCCGGGGCUCGACACAGCCGUCAGCCGUUGCGCGCGGAGCUCUUGGUGGGCCGCGAGGAGACCGAUCGAGGAGAGGAAGCAGUAGGAAGAGACGGACAGAGAUCGGGGAGGAAUGGGUGGCGCCGGCGCGCGGUGCGAGCUCUGCGGGGGCACGGCGGCGGUGCACUGCGCCGCGGACUCGGCGUUCCUCUGCCUGCGCUGCGACGCCAAGGUGCACGGCGCCAAUUUCCUGGCGUCCAGGCACCUGAGGCGCCGCCUGGGCAGCGCGCCGCCCGCCCGCUCGCCGGGGUCCUCGGCGUCGUCCGCGUCGAGCAGCAGCUCCUGCGUGUCCACGGCCGACUCCGCCGAGUCGUCGGCCGCCGCGCCCGCGGCGGCGCGGAAGCGGCGGGCGCGCGCGGAGGCGGUGUUGGAAGGGUGGGCCGGGCGGAUGGGCUUCGCGCCGGGGUCAGCCCGCCGGCGCGCGGCCGCGGCCGCUUGCGCGCUCCGGGCGCUGGGCCGGGGCGUGGCCGCCGCCCGCGUCCCGCUCCGCGUCGCGAUGGCCGCGGCGCUCUGGGCCGAGAUCGCGUCCGCCCCCGCCGCGUGCAAGGGAGGGGAGGCCGCGCUGCUCCGGCGGCUGGAGGCCGCGGCGCACGUGCCGGCGAGGCUGGUGCUCACCGGGGCGUCGUGGAUGGCGCGCGCGGCGAGCCACCGCGCGCUGCCGCCCGCCGAGGCUGACGACGAGGAGGGCUGGGACGAGUGCUCCUGACCAACCAGGGCCCCCACCGCUCAUCCGCUGCUGCUGUUUGCGGCACUGUACGAGCUGCCGCUGAGCCAGCGAGCGCGUGCCGCGUCCAGGAGACAGAUCAGAGACGGGCUGAGCGUAGCAGCAUCAUGUGGGCAUCGUUCGUUUGUUCUUUUCCUCCCCUAAUUAACUAGUAUUUGAUUUGUAACAAGGGUCCAGCAAAUCUUGUGGUUAGGAGGGCCAAGAAAGAAGGCUGGUUAACAAAAGGCUACUGCUUGAUUUGAUUAUUUUUAGAGCAACUGGAGUGUUUGAUCCGAUUUGAUUA